CUUCACAGCAGCUCACACACCACAUUUAGUUUGCUUUAUCACAUAUUUCAGUAAAAUCACGUAUUUAGGACUACAGAAGUUCAGGACUGGGAAAGAGAAGCAGAAAAUUGUCUAGCAGAAGUUGCUCUGUAUAAGAGCUCUCCAUCCACCAUGUUGCCCUGUGGACCAGCUUUGACCUUUGUUCGGUGCCUGGUGCGUAAGAAGAAUGUCAAGGGGGAAGGUCUUGAGGACUCGUUGUGCCGAUGCUUAUCUACGCUGGACCUUAUAGCACUGGGAGUUGGAAGUACCCUUGGUGCUGGUGUCUAUGUCCUUGCUGGAGAAGUUGCCAAAUCUAAUUCUGGACCUAGCAUUGUUGUUUCCUUCCUCAUUGCUGCCCUGGCAUCUGUGAUGGCGGGUCUCUGCUAUGCUGAGUUUGGUGCUCGUGUUCCCAAGACUGGUUCAGCAUAUUUGUAUACUUACGUAGCUGUUGGUGAACUGUGGGCCUUUAUCACUGGUUGGAAUCUCAUUUUAUCCUAUGUUAUAGGUACAUCGAGUGUAGCAAGAGCCUGGAGUGGCACCUUUGAUGAACUUCUUGGGAAACAGAUUGGUCACUUCUUCAGAACAUACUUCAAAAUGAAUUAUCCUGGUCUGGCAGAGUAUCCUGACUUCUUUGCUGUAUUCCUUAUAUUGCUCUUGUCAGGUUUGUUAUCAUUUGGAGUAAAAGAAUCUGCAUGGGUGAAUAAAAUUUUCACGGCUAUUAACAUCUUGGUCCUACUCUUUGUUAUGAUUUCUGGUUUUGUGAAAGGAGAUGUUGACAACUGGAGAAUAAGUGAAGAAUAUCUCAUAAACCUUUCUGCAAUAACAGAGAAUUUUUCAUCUUACAAGAAUGUGACAAGUAUAUAUGGGAGUGGUGGCUUUAUGCCAUAUGGUUUCACAGGAACACUGGCUGGUGCUGCAACCUGUUUUUAUGCUUUUGUAGGAUUUGACUGCAUUGCAACAACUGGGGAAGAGGUCAAGAAUCCUCAGAAAGCCAUACCCAUUGGAAUUGUGGUGUCCUUGCUCGUUUGCUUCAUGGCCUAUUUUGGAGUUUCAGCUGCACUGACUCUUAUGAUGCCAUAUUAUCUGCUAGAUGAGAAAAGUCCUCUGCCAGUAGCAUUUGCAUAUGUUGGAUGGGGUCCUGCAAAAUAUGUUGUAGCAGUGGGAUCCCUCUGUGCUUUGUCUACAAGUCUUCUUGGAUCCAUUUUCCCAAUGCCACGUGUAAUCUAUGCUAUGGCGAAGGAUGGGUUGCUUUUCAAAUGUCUAGCUCAAAUCAAUUCCAAAACGAGGACCCCACUAGUUGCUACUCUAUCGUCUGGUGCAGUAGCAGCUAUUAUGGCAUUUCUGUUCGACCUAAAGGCUUUAGUGGACAUAAUGUCUAUUGGCACACUUCUUGCUUAUUCACUUGUGGCAACCUGUGUCCUCAUUCUUAGGUACCAACCCAGUUUAACCUAUGAGCAACCCAAAUAUUCUCCAGAAAAAAUAGCCUUGGCUGCAUCAGAAAGAGAAUCUGCUGUAAGUGAGUCACAGAUAAAUAUGAUACAGGAGAGUCACUUCAGUCUUCAGACUCUGAUUAAUCCAUCCAGUUUACCUACAGAACAGACUGCAACUACUGUUAACUGUUUAGUGGGUCUGUUAGCUUUCUUGGUUUGUGGCUUGAGUGCUCUCGCUACAUAUGGGAUUCAUUUCAUUGCUAACUUGGAGCCCUGGAGUACUGGCCUUCUUGCUGCAUUGGUGGUGUUCUUCAUAAUUACCAUUCUGCUCAUCCAAAGGCAGCCUCAGAACCAGCAGAAAGUGGCCUUUAUGGUUCCAUUAUUGCCAUUUUUACCAUCACUCAGUAUCCUGGUAAAUAUUUAUCUAAUGGUACAAUUAAGUGCAGACACUUGGAUCAGGUUUAGCAUCUGGAUGGCACUUGGCUUCAUUAUUUAUUUUACUUAUGGCAUCAGGCACAGUCUUGAAGGUCAUCACAGUGAUGGAGAUGAAGAUUCUUGUUCGGAAAAUAGUGGGUUGCAAGAAAAGAACCCUGUGGAAGAAAUGGAUGAACCUGAAAGUGCAAAUGAAAGCGAUAAAUUUCUUGCACGUGAAAGGACAAGUGAAUGUUAAUUUAUGUAAACAAUCAAGUCUUUUAAACCUUUAAUUGAUAUUUUACUUGUGGACUGAAAUUUCAAAAGCUUUCUACCAACAUUGUUCCUCUUGAAAGUGUUUACUACAAGGCCUGACUGAUGCUUUGGAUAAGCUGCUAAUCCAUCUUCGUCAUUUCAGAACUGACAGCAUGGAAGUUAAUAUUUAAAUGAAACAAACAAACAAGAGAAGUACUCUUUUGCAAGCAGAAAUCUGGAUGUAUUGUUUGAACUGAUGUACAAAGUUGCUGGCAAUUACAAAAUAUGAAGAACACUUGCAAGAAGUUCAGAAUAUUUUACACUGCAUUGUGAACACAGUGCCUUUUACAUGUCCUCCUUAUUUCUGUUACAUGGUCUGGUGUCCCAAAUAACAAUGCAACUAAAUCAGUAGUAAAAUACCAGGUACUAUUUUUUGUUGCUACAGAAAUCUCAUGGGAGAAAAAUUGAAGAUACCCUGGAAAAUAUUUCCGAAACAAAUGAUAAAUUGACAGACCUGAUGCUUUGCAAAAAGUAGAAGAUCGUGAAUUUAUAUAAAAAUAGUAAAGAAAGAAUUGCUUACCCUUACUAAUUAGUAGCCAUUAAGAACUGAAAUAGAGAAGAUCCUUUAAAGGCUUUAUUUCCCUCUAAAUGCUGUUCAGGAUUUUCACUUCUGUCUUACAUGAAUUCUUUUCACUUCAGAGAUGCUCUUUAUAUAA
This is a messenger RNA of Centrocercus urophasianus (Greater sage-grouse), 2830 nucleotides long. RefSeq names its product solute carrier family 7 member 2 (gene SLC7A2). The transcript has 12 exons. Lineage: Eukaryota; Metazoa; Chordata; Aves; Galliformes; Phasianidae. The record is from RefSeq and is a predicted model, not a curated record. Gene Ontology annotation, cellular component: plasma membrane. Gene Ontology annotation, biological process: transmembrane transport; amino acid transport. The coding region runs from base 151 to 2118 and encodes 655 amino acids. Gene Ontology annotation, molecular function: amino acid transmembrane transporter activity.